Styela clava is the source of this 306-nucleotide messenger RNA. The record is from RefSeq and is a predicted model, not a curated record. Lineage: Eukaryota; Metazoa; Chordata; Ascidiacea; Stolidobranchia; Styelidae.
AUGGGUGAUUAUGACCCAUGUGAAUGUGUAUGUAGCCACCAAUGGGCAAUGCAACGCCUUCUAUCAAUUUUGAGAUCAUCACAGCAAUACUGCACAGAAAAUGAGUGCUUUGGAGAAAUGCCAAAUCAGGAUAUGCAACGUCCAAAUGAAGACUGGGGCAUGUUCAUGAUUAUGAUGGGAUGGAUGGUGAUGGCACUUAUGCUUUUCAUGGUGCGACCAGCAAGCCUCAGAGGGCAAGGAGAUGGGAAGCCCAGGCCAAAUGGAGAUGGUGGACCCCCACCCCCAGAUGUCCCUCCAGUACAAUAG